UCCUUCACUCACAAACUCCAGGACGGUGCCGGGGGCCGGGGCUGGGCCAUGUUGCCCCGUCCCACCACCCUCCUGGGCCUGGUGCUCUGUCUGGGCCACACGAUCCACACGCAGGCGGGGACCCUGCCCAGACGCUCCACCAGGGCUGAGCCAGACUCUGUGAGCCCCCAGGGGUGGCCUGUGACCAUUGUGUGCAGGGGCCCUGCUGGGGCUGAGGAAUUCCGUCUGGAGAGGAAGGAAAAUAGGAGUGACUUCAAGGAUGAGAAUACUGUGUCUCAACUUGGUCCACACCAGACGGAGGCCAGAUUCAGCAUCACCGCUGUGCGUGGCGACACUGCCCAGCUUUAUCAGUGCCUCUACCGGACAGGUAGUCACUGGUCUGAGCCCAGGGAUGCCCUGGAGCUGGUGGUGACAGCUCCCACAGGCCUGUCGACAGAGCAUGUUUAUAUUCUCAUCGGGGUCCCUGUGGCCUUUCUCCUUUGUCUCCUCCUCCUGGGCCUUUUCCUCCUCCAUCGUCAGCAUGAGAGAAAACGGGGGCCCCCCAGAAGCCAAGGUGAGGAGCAGAGGCCCCAGGAGAGGCUCAGCCCAGCUGUUGACGUCCCAGAUGGGACACCAGAUCUGGCCACUGUCUACAGAUUUCCUGAGAAGAAUGGAGAGGUGGAUACCUCAGCCCCUGCUGCAGGAGGCCCCCAGGAGGUGAUAUAUGCCCAGCUGGACCACCCGGCCGUCGCACAGAGGGCGGCCAGAGCUGUGUCCCUGCUGUCCACGGAGCCCACGGCCAAGUCCAGCAUGUACGCAGCCCUUGCCAGAAACUGACCCCAGGCCCACCUGGCCUCUGCACUAAAGACACAGGAGGGCACUCUUGCAAAAGCCUGCAGUGGACAUUUGGAGGGUUUCCCUGUGGAAUCGUCCAUUCCUGAAGUCAUCCAGUCAAUUCUCCUGCAGGCAAGAGCUGGAGUCCUGAGACCCCCAAUCAACUUCUAGGAGAUUCAUUCACCAUGUGGCCCCUCCCACAAUCAACUGGCUCCUUGGAGAGAACGUGUAGCACUUGUUUCCAGACACCCAGCUGUGGUCCCUUGGCUGUUUCCAGAGAACCAGCUAUAGUGCUUGGCUGUUUCCAGAGACCCAGCUGCAGUCUCCUGGCUGUUUCUAGAGACCCAGCUAUGGUCCUACAGUCGCCCAGCUGAUUCCAGAUAUGUCCUGUGAAUCUUCCAAUGCCCCCAGAGAUCCGUUUUCUCAGCUGACUGUACAAACCUUCCUAGAGUUCAGUUGUUGAUCUUGAAUCUGGGCUAUACUUAUGCAGCUUAUUGCUGAUACCCUGUUUUCUGGAUCAUGCUUCGCCUUGUUCAUCAAUAAAUGUCCUCACGGGCCCAA
Balaenoptera ricei (Rice's whale) is the source of this 1374-nucleotide messenger RNA. RefSeq names its product leukocyte associated immunoglobulin like receptor 1 (gene LAIR1). Lineage: Eukaryota; Metazoa; Chordata; Mammalia; Artiodactyla; Balaenopteridae. The transcript is spliced from 8 exons. The record is from RefSeq and is a predicted model, not a curated record. The coding region runs from base 49 to 816 and encodes 255 amino acids.